AAUAGUGAGCUGCGCUGCUUGCUUGCCAGGCCAGUUGACAGUGCGGUGAUCUAAUGAAUCUAACGCCGAACUUGACGGGCAUUAGUUCUUGCACGUCUCGUUAGUAGAACAAGCUGUAUGCGUACGUCGUAUCAGCCAAAGCAGGAUUCGAUUUGGUCUUUGAGUUGGAGGAAUCUAAUAUUGUAACGUUACAAGGAGAGCGAUUCAUCAUGAAGGCUUCGUCACAGCCAAUGUGCUCAGCUAUUGUCUUUCUCUCGGUUAUGCUGAUGCAGUUUUUUGCAGAAGCCAAAAUAAAGGAAGGAGAGUGUGAUGUGUGUAUUUCUGUUGUAAAACACCUUGAAAGCAUCAUGACGAAUGAAGACAGAAAGAGUGAAGACAAGAUAGAGAAGAAGAUACGAAAGUACUGUAAGGAUGCCAAAGGAAAAGAAAACAGAUUUUGCUAUUACAUGGGAGGAACAGCAGAUGCUGCAACAGGCAUGUUGAAUGAUCUCAUCAAACCACUAUCAGUACCUCUCCCACCAGAAAGAAUUUGUGAGAAACUAAACAAGAAAGAUAGUCAGAUUUGUGAGCUCAAGUAUGAGAAACAAAUUGACUUUGAUUCUGUUGAUCUGAAGAAGCUCAGAGUGAAGGAACUCAAGAAAAUUCUAAGUGAUUGGGAAGAAGACUGCAAAUCAUGUAUAGAAAAGAGUGACUUUGUAAAGCGUAUUGAAGAACUCAAACCUAAGUAUGUCAAGCAGAAACCAAGAGAAGACUUAUAACUUGUGCUGUAAAUGAGUUUAGGUUAUUUAUUGGAAAAGAAAUUUGUAUUUUGUAUAGUUUUUCUAAUACAUCUUAUUCAUUCCUUACAUGAGCUGUUACACAAAGUUAAGUUUGACUUAAAAUCACUCUUAAAACCAAUAGUUUGCAAAGUCAUGCUGAAGAAGCAUCCAUUUCAGAAAACUAUGGUUGAUAUUUGAAU
Molecule: messenger RNA, 958 nt
Organism: Lytechinus variegatus (green sea urchin)
Lineage: Eukaryota; Metazoa; Echinodermata; Echinoidea; Temnopleuroida; Toxopneustidae
Product: mesencephalic astrocyte-derived neurotrophic factor homolog
Exons: 4
Coding region: 210-758 (182 amino acids)
Biological process (GO): neuron projection development; dopaminergic neuron differentiation
Cellular component (GO): endoplasmic reticulum
Source: RefSeq, a predicted model, not a curated record